Molecule: messenger RNA, 1222 nt
Organism: Neohortaea acidophila
Lineage: Eukaryota; Fungi; Ascomycota; Dothideomycetes; Mycosphaerellales; Teratosphaeriaceae
Product: purine nucleoside permease
Exons: 3
Coding region: 83-1222 (379 amino acids)
Biological process (GO): transmembrane transport
Cellular component (GO): endoplasmic reticulum
Source: RefSeq, a predicted model, not a curated record
GAUGGGUUGACCUGGUCGCAGCCUAGCCCCCGAUAUUCCUAACUUCACUCUUUCACACUCGUCAGCACAGGCAUCUCUCAGCAUGAAUCUCUCUUGGCUGCUUUGUUUUCAUCUCCUCAUCACCGCCGUUAGUUCAGAUGUCGGCGAGAAUGGGCAAUACGUCCUCCAAAAGGCUGGCCGCGAUGUCAUUCGGCCGAAGGUAUUCAUCUUGAGCACUUUCGCGCCAGAAGCCAAUGCGUGGUACCAAGGGUCUUCUCUCGACUUGUUCGCAAACAACAUCACCAUCCCUGGACUUUCGCCCAUUUGGCCCGACGUCCAUUGUGAUUCGGGAGGCGAGGUUUGCCAACUGACCACGGGUUUAGGAGUCGUCAACGCGGCCGCAUCUCUGACAGUCUUGUGGUCGUCUCCGCGCUUCGACCUGCGAAAGACCUACUUCCUCAUCGCCGCCAUUGCCGGGAUCAAUCCCCAUGAGGCAACCAUUACGUCCGUCACGUUUGCGCCGUACGUUGUCACUCUCGACACGCAGUACGCCGCUUCAGCCUUGGAAAUUCCCAACAACUACUCCUCCGGCUGGCUACCUCUGAGAUCGGAACUGCCAGACACAACAGAUCCCGCUGCCUAUCCAACGCUGAUCUUCGGCUGGGAGGCAUUCGAGCUGAAUGCAAAGCUCAUGCGCCGCGCCAUGGCCGCCGCUCGUAAAGCCAAAUUAGAAGACACCCCGGCCACCAAAGUGUAUCGAGCGCUAUACGACUACGCCCCAGCGAACGAACCACCGGGCAUCGUCUCCUGCGUAAGCGGAGCAAGCAACGCCUACUGGGCAGGCCACGCAUACGGCGAAGCCUUCCAAAACUACACUCGCCUCAUGACAAACGGCUCGGGGACGUACUGCGCUACCAACACCGAGGACAGCGGCAUUCACGAAGCCCUUGUUCGAGGCCAUGUAGCUGGGAAGCUGGACUACAGUCGGGUUAUCAAUAUGCGGACGGCGAGUAAUUUUGAUCGUCCGCCGCCUGGCGUUGGGGCGCUGUCUCAAUUGCUUUACCGGAAUCAGGGCGGGCAUGAGCCUGCUUUGAAGAAUAUUUACCUUGCUGGGAUUGAAGUUGUGAGGGAUGUUGUUGACAAUUGGAAUGGUAUUUUCGAGGGGGGCAUUAAGCCGGACAACUACAUCGGUGACAUGUUCGGGUCUAUCAAAAAUCAGGCCGCACCUCGUGAUCUUGGGUGA